Trypanosoma cruzi is the source of this 1074-nucleotide messenger RNA. RefSeq lists its product as uncharacterized. The transcript has a single exon. The coding region runs from base 1 to 1074 and encodes 357 amino acids. The record is from RefSeq and is a predicted model, not a curated record. NCBI's taxonomy places the organism in Eukaryota, Euglenozoa, Kinetoplastea, Trypanosomatida, Trypanosomatidae.
AUGGCGUCAAGGGCGACAGUCUUCCAGACAGAUGUUUUGGAAUGGCUUUUGUCUAAUAAAGCUUCUUUGUCGCGGCUUCGUAAAGAAAGAUAUGCACUGGAAAAGGGAGUUAUGGACUAUUUGUAUGAAUUCAGAGAUAUGUUUCGGGAUGUGAAAGAAGGGGAAUCAAAGGAAGGAGAGAAAAAACUGGAAGGUGUUCAGGAAUCGGUUGGAUCCCGUUCCUUGAGUCAGUUUUACGAAUCAGAAGAAUUAGCUAAACGCAUGAAAUGGAAGCGCGUGACAUGGGACGAGGACGCGGACUAUAACAGUUUUUCACGUCGGCUUUUGGAUAACGAUAACUUGCUGAAAAAUGUGCCUGCAUUUUCUUUCUUGUCUAUUCACGUUACAAAUGAUCCUUCUUCUAUCCAGUUUGUGAAGUUCCCCGUUUGUAAGAAAAGCAUUGAACUGGGGACUCUUACAAAUUGGGCUCUUCAAGAACGUGAUCCUAUUUCUGUUGAAAAAUACCUACCAAGUAGGAAAAAUAAACUGCGUAGCGCAUUUACUGUGGAUUGGAUUGCCGGAGAAGUGAAAGUCAUUGACACUGCAUCUGUUCAAGAAGUUCUAACGUUUCUACAUACCGUCGCUCCACGUCUUCAGGCUGUUCAGCUUCGUAUGGAAGAACAACAGACGGCGUUAGUGGAGAAUGUUCAAGACGCAAAGAUACGUGUUGGAGCAGAAGUUAAAUUCAAUGAGCAUGACACAACUUUUUGGGAUGAUCCGAAGCGAAAAGACAACCUUGAUUACGUCACUCCCGAUGACGUAGAGAAAUUUCUUCAGGGUCUUUUAAAAUCGGCCUUUCUUUAUCGUUGGUUUUUAAAGGGUCAAGGCCUGCGUGUAUUGCCGCCUGGUAAGCCCUACUUUAUUGACAUGGAAAAAAAAGAAAUUCAAAUACCAGCAAAUUUUGCGGAAUUUAAUUGGCGUGCUGCUCAUAAACGCUUUGAGAAAAUUGAACGCAUUUUUUCUACUAUGAGAGCAUUCUGGUGGUUAUGGUUUUCUCUAGCGAUGGUGAUAAUAGGAGAUGUGGAACUUUUUUGA